Molecule: messenger RNA, 1477 nt
Organism: Pocillopora meandrina
Lineage: Eukaryota; Metazoa; Cnidaria; Anthozoa; Scleractinia; Pocilloporidae
Source: the annotation of a GenBank genome assembly
AUGUCUUCACAGGAUGAGGUUAAUAAGAUCACGCUUCUUAGUUACAUGCGGACACGACAAGAGCUGCAGUCGCCAUUUAUGUCAGCGGAGAGUCCUGUGAGGAGGGUCGGACUGUCACUUGUGUUACUAGAUAUCAAAACAUUUCCUUGUCCCUAUACAAAAAUGCGCCUAGAGAUUGGAGACACAGAGAAGGUUGCAAAAUCAUUAACGGAAGAAAGUGUGCUUGGGGCAACUUUACCUUCUUGUCAGGUGUGUUGGCAGUAACUCUUUCACUCUCAAGAUCUCAUUAGUAAUUCUCCUUAUUGUCUUUCAAAAAGCUCCGAAGAAUUUUCCAUUGGAUCAACAAAUAAUCCCCUUAUUGAUAUUUCCUUAACUCUCAUAACUUCUUUCUUAACCGGUUGCGUCACGCAACGCUCUUCGACAGUGGCGUGACGACUCUGCUUGUUCAUUUCCAGGUUCCUCAUUCAUAUAUUCCUUAUGGAGGAAGAAGAUCUGGCUUUUAUUCUUCCAAAGUCGUAGAUACGUUACCCUGCAUUAACGAACUGGUUCCCAUUGCAUUGGAAUCUGUAAGAUCUUACCCGGUGUGUCCUGGCUUUGUAUUUACCACAGCUGACUAUGGCUGUGCUGUUUUUGUUGUUAGGAGAAAUUCUGUCUUGGUCACUCAUAGGAGUUCAAAGUCUAAGGUUGCUUACCAAAUGUCGGAACUAAUAGACCAGAUUAGUCAGAAUAAAAGUGAAUUAUUAAAAGCAGAAUUUUCCUUUUUCAACGACACGUUAUCUUCAAUUGUUAUUAUUUCAUUUAGUAUCUUCUUAAUAAUUUUAAAAUUACUGGUUUUUUGUGGCUAGGAAUUUAUCCGGCACAAGUGACGGAAGAGUCAUGAGAAUAUAAAAUCUGCGUAUUUUUUAUUUUUUGAGAGUAUCAAGGCUCGAGCUUUGAUUAAAUAUUGAAUGCAAUAAUGGCCAAUAAUGGAUCCCACUGAAGAACUGAUUGACCUAUUCAGCCGCGUAGACUGUAUUUCUUAAAGCAGUCUAACGUUACCAUCUGCUCCUGUACAUCCUGCAAGGCAAGCUGAAGAAAGUAUUAUUAGCAUCUUUUUGGUACUCAGGUCUCUCCGAUGAGCGAACAGUGGAAGAGAAAACCACAAUUGUCGAUGAAUUUUUCCUCCAUUUGGAAGCAGAAUUUGCAAGAGUGAUGCACGAUUACAGAUCCAAGCUUGUCGCUGCAAUCAUGAAAGUGGAAAAGAAUUUAAAUAUACACUUUCUUUGCAAAUAUGAAAUAAAGCGCUGGACGAACAAUUAUUAAGAGAUGUCCGUGCCAGGCAUAAGUUGGCCGCCCAUAUGAAUCCUAAAAGGGCAAUUGAAACGUGGUUUAUUAAAGGCACCAAGCUGGCUGGGUAACAACGAAAAAUCCUUCAUAGUUAUUUUUUUAAGCUUUAAAAUUUCAGUACAACAUACAACACAUUAUUUCAAUACAAUGU